Messenger RNA from Cloeon dipterum, 783 nucleotides. Its product is annotated as cathepsin L-like. NCBI's taxonomy places the organism in Eukaryota, Metazoa, Arthropoda, Insecta, Ephemeroptera, Baetidae. The record is from RefSeq and is a predicted model, not a curated record. The transcript is spliced from 4 exons. Bases 1 to 768 code for a protein of 255 amino acids. Gene Ontology annotation, cellular component: lysosome. Gene Ontology annotation, biological process: positive regulation of peptidase activity; immune response; positive regulation of apoptotic signaling pathway. Gene Ontology annotation, molecular function: cysteine-type endopeptidase activator activity involved in apoptotic process; cysteine-type endopeptidase activity.
AUGAAGGUUCUACCGAUACUCUCCUUAUUCGCACUCUUGUGCAAUGCUGAAUAUGAUGAUGUCGAUAUCAUCAAAAACUGGAUCUCCUUUAAAGACAACUACUCCAAGACCUAUGGAUCGCCUUUAGAGGAGAUAAAACAGUUCCGCAAGCUACGAUUUGUGUUUAAACAAUUAAUAGAAACAAUUAAUUUGCAGACGGGGUCUUUGGAAGGGCAGCAAUUCCGGAAGACGGGAAAUCUGGUGUUGCUGAGCGAACAGAAUUUGAUCGACUGCUCUGGCUGGCUGGGCAACUUCGGCUGCGGCGGAGGCGAGACGGACCUGGCCUUCCAGUACGCCAUCUCCGAUGGAAUCGACACCGAGGAAUCGUACCCUUACCAGGGGAUCAACGGCACGUGCCGCUACAACGCGAGCCAAGUCGGCGCCACCGCCGCCGGAUUCAUGGACAUCGGACGCGGCGACGAGGAUGACCUGCAGGCGGCUGUCGCCACUAUGGGUCCUGUCUCUGUGGUCAUCAACGCCAAGGACAGCUUUAGGUUCUACGCAGAAGGAGUUUAUUACGAGCCCGAGUGCAGCUCUAAAGACGAAGACUUGAACCACGCAUUGCUGGUGAUCGGCUACGGCACCGAUGAUAAGACCGGCAUGGACUACUGGCUGGUCAAAAACUCUUGGGGCACCGACUGGGGGGACGAGGGCUACGCCAAAAUGGCACGCAACAAAGACAACAACUGCGGAAUCGCCACAAUGGCCCGUUUUCCACUGGUGUGGUAAAUUAUGGGAGCUCCG